AUGGGAGUGAUGAUCCAGUGCGAGACCUGCAAAGUCUGGCAGCACUGUCCCUGCGUCGGCCUCGGAGACGGACUGGUCACCCCAGACAAGUACUACUGCGAUUCUUGCAGACCAGAGAACCAUCCGUACCAUGUCGUCGAUGGAGUACUGAUGACCAAUGCAGAGAACACUUCUUCGGCCGUGGCUUCUUUGAAAGUAAAGUCACCCAAGACCAAGAGCUCCGCCAGAGAAUCCAAGGUGUCGACAGAUCGAGACAGCCAGCCAGAUACCACAGCAUCUGAAGGCAACCACCAUGGCAACGUCACACGAGCAUCCAAGCGCAGGAAAAAGACCGACAGUACCCUUGACGACCUUGAUCAGCCCUCUCUGCAUACCAUCAACAACAGCAACGGUGACGCCAGCAAGAACCACACCGAAGAUGAAUCAGAAACCACCCCUGCCCCAGUGACAACAAAGUCCAACAAGAAAUCUAUGGGCUCCAAGCGCAAAAAGGGAGCAUUACCUGAAUAUGAAUCGUCGACUGCCUCAGGUUCCUCUGCUGUCAGCACGAUGAUGACCCCUGUCCCAGUUCAACUGGAAGAGUCAUUACCGAUUGCUGAUCAGGAUUCCGAGUCCGCUGCGUCCGCUGCCCCUUCGACUCGACGGAACGCUCGUUCGGCCAGCAACAACAAGAAGAACAGCCGCGCAGCUCCAGCGGAUGAUGUCAUUGAGGCCAGCCAUGUUGUCCCAGCAUCCAAGCGGCGACGUACUGCAGAGCCAACCACUCGAUCCAAGGAGGAUUCGGUACUAGAGACGGAGGACGAGGACAAGGCAUCCGACAAGGACAUUUCCCCGGCCGAAGCACCAGCCACACGAUCUUCUAGGAAGGGACACAGCACGCGAGCCAACAAGAAGGUCGAUCCAGUAGAAGACGAACAUGCUGAAUCAACGACACCCGCAGAAGAGAGCCCCAACGCCUCAGAGGACACUACCAGGGCAGACAGUGUUGUCUCACAUCCCGAGGUAAUGAAGCGAGGUGGGGCUCUUCGAAAGGCACAUCAGAACCACGGACACCACCACCACCACUCUCGUCACGGCUCACCCGCAGGAACACCCCAGCCAUCACAGAUCAUUGUCAUCCAACCGACCAAGGUCAAAUACCCAUCCGCCAGGAUGACCAUCGCGGACAUGAACAAGCGUAUCAGGCAGCUGCAGGACUAUGUUAGCCAUGCCCGUGCCGAGAUGAACGAAAUGAAGAAGAACCGAGAAGCCACCGCUGCUGCUGCGAUGGAGCGGACAAAUGCUGCCGCCACCGCUGUUACUGCUACUACUACCGCCUCCGCUUGCGAAGAUUCCACAAUGGGCAUGGCUGACAAUGUGGGGCCAUCUACUUCCUCCUCGGACUCUCAGCCAGCGUGGCUGUCAACCCCACCCCGAUCGGUCCAUGAGCCUUCCCGCAGUGAGUCAUUGGAUCCUGUGACACAAACGGGUACAUCCGCUACAACGACGGUGAUGUCGGCGGCCAUGACGUCUGAACAGAAGCAGGGUGGCCAGCCACCGAUGACACCACCACCUCAGAACGAAGCAGGAAGCUGCAACACCAACACUGGCAACAUGAACUGCGACGAUGUUGUCGGAUCCAAGGACAAGGAUCUGAGGGCAACGUCGACUCUGGUUUCAGCACCUGUAAGCUGUCUUGAACAGAUUGACAAACUGACCCACGACUUGCUCCACUUUCAGCGCAAGUUUGGAAACAAGUCCGAUGUUUGA
This is a messenger RNA of Linnemannia hyalina, 1749 nucleotides long. The record is from the annotation of a GenBank genome assembly. Lineage: Eukaryota; Fungi; Mortierellomycota; Mortierellomycetes; Mortierellales; Mortierellaceae.